UUUGGCUACUUGCUCGUGACGUGUAUGGAAAUGUCAUUUAAUGGCGUGUGUUCUGACAGUUCAGUUGUAAACAAUUGACUUCCCUGUGCUGCAGUUUCUCGCUGAUCCCAACAUGUCUCAUUCUGUAAAAAGUUUGGACGACGAAAACUUAAUUGAUUCGUGGGUUGAUCUAAAUGCAACUGGUGAGCUAAGUCGUGGUUCUGACAGUAGUCAAAAACGAUCUACACCCAUUUCCUCCUUAAUAAGCAGUGGGAAACUCGAAAAACUGUUAUGGGAAGCUCAAAGGGAAAGUUGUCAAUCAUCUCUUGUUGGAAGUGCAAUCUCCUCUCACAGAGAAAGUCCUAAAUCUCCUAGAAGUCCUAUUGUUGAUGAUGGUGCAUUAGAGGAGUUACUGCCUGCUCAAUUUGAUGCUGGACAACGCAGACAUGGAAGUACUGAUUGGAUUUGGGAAUGGAGCAGCAAACCUGAUCAAAGACCUCCAAAGGAAUGGAAAUUGCACCACCCACGACCUACUCUAAGUCUCAGAAAUUCCAGGGCUGCUAAAAGUGGUCUCUUUUCCACAGAAAUGCUGACAAUUAUAAUUGUUUCUAAUAUAUUGUCUGUCUUGAUUGGAACUGGAAUUGGAUUUUACAUCAGUCGACGCUUCGGACCCGAAUUUUUCCAUUGGAGCAAACAAUAAACUUGGACGAUACAAUUUUUUUCAUACUGUUUAUGCUGUAAUUCCUUUGCUUAUUUGUAUGAAUGUUAUAAAUAUUUUGUUUUUAAUUAUCAAUUUAUUGUUAUGUAUAUUUAUAACUCAUAAAUGUAGUGCAUUGUAUACAUGCUCUAAAUAUUAUCAUGUAAUGACUAUGCAUAUAGUGUCGCAUUUGUUUUUAUUUGUAUUUUUUUAUUACAUUAUGUUUUGUGGAAGUCUUAAGUUGUGUUAGUCUGAUAAUGUAUCAUAAAAAGAGUAAAUACUCUGAAUUCAAAACAGAAUUGGAUACCAUGCGAAGUAUUUAUGCGAUCAUAAACACUUAUAGAGAAAUGAAUCAUUAGAAUAUACCUAACUUUCACAAAUGAAUUUUAGGAAACUGUUUUUAUGUUCAAACUGUAAUAUAUAUUUGAAAUCACAUUUUUUGUACAUAUCGUUUUCUGUAAUAUUGAUUUCGAUACUAUUUCUUCGAUAUGAAAUGAAGUAAAGGAAAAUUUAUGUAUCCUAAAACUUCAAAUAAAAUAGUUUGACUGCAUUGAUGUACAAAUUUUGGCUACUGUUCAGUUUUAAACGGACGUUAAAAUGUUAUUAAUUUAAGUAAAUUAUAUUACUUAAAGAAAUAAGUAAAUUCUGAAGAGAAUUUAACCAGUGUAUUAGAAUGCAAUAAUCUUAUACAAAAUUGUUAGAUAUGUCGUAUGAUAAUUGAGUUUAUGAAAUUCAAAUGCAGGUUUUUAGCUCAAUGUUAUUAAUGUUGUGCUUGCUGAAAAAGGUUUAUAUUUCAAUGUUAAAUGUAUUCUUAGAUUCACAACAGAGAAAUCUUAGAUACCUUUGGCUGUAGAAUGUUCUUUGCUGUUUGUGAUGUGAUGGAAAUUUUUGGUGACUUACUCUUCUAUACUAUUCACGAACGCUUUUUCUGUGCUGGAAAAUUGUCUUUUUAUGCAACUUUUCUGCAGUUCAGUUGCUAAUGCACAUUUCUGUAGUUUUUUAAAUUUACUUAAUUUAAGGUGGGUUGUUUACUCAAGUGGAGUUCUUUAUUAAUCACAGAAUUUAUGUGCUUAAAUCUAAUAUUUGAUGUAUGUAGAUGUUAAUGAAAUUUUUCUAUGCCAUGCUCAUAUGUACUAUCUUGGUAAAUACAUUUUCUUCAGUGAA
Molecule: messenger RNA, 1840 nt
Organism: Argiope bruennichi
Lineage: Eukaryota; Metazoa; Arthropoda; Arachnida; Araneae; Araneidae
Gene: BNIP3
Product: BCL2/adenovirus E1B 19 kDa protein-interacting protein 3-like
Exons: 6
Coding region: 113-679 (188 amino acids)
Biological process (GO): mitochondrial outer membrane permeabilization; positive regulation of apoptotic process
Cellular component (GO): nucleus; mitochondrial envelope; mitochondrial outer membrane
Source: RefSeq, a predicted model, not a curated record